Kluyveromyces lactis is the source of this 1068-nucleotide messenger RNA. RefSeq lists its product as uncharacterized. Bases 1 to 1068 code for a protein of 355 amino acids. The transcript has a single exon. The record is from RefSeq and is a predicted model, not a curated record. Gene Ontology annotation, cellular component: mitochondrion. Gene Ontology annotation, biological process: glycerophospholipid biosynthetic process. NCBI's taxonomy places the organism in Eukaryota, Fungi, Ascomycota, Saccharomycetes, Saccharomycetales, Saccharomycetaceae.
AUGCCGUCAUUCGCUUUCAAAAGAGCAUUGACAAGAGCCUUCCACACAGACAUUGCGUUUGCAUUUGACAUAGAUGGUGUUUUACUGAGAUCCAAGACUCCAAUUCCAGGUGCAUCUGAGGCUUUAAAACUGCUAAACAAAGAAAAGAUCCCAUAUAUACUGCUGACCAACGGAGGUGGUGUGCUUGAGAACAAACGUACCGAACUUAUUUCAGACGCAUUGGAUGUUGAAAUCUCACCGUUACAAAUCGUGCAGAGUCAUACUCCAUUUAAGGCUCUAGUUAAUAAACACAAGAAAGUACUAUGCUCUGGGGUUGACACUGUCAGAGACGUCGCUGAGAAAUACGGAUUCGAGAAGGUGAUUCAACCAAUUGACGUCCUAGCAUAUAACAAGGAUAUUUCUCCUUUUACAGCUGUCACUGAAGAACAUUUGAAAAGAGUAGCCAAAAGACACGAAUCGUUGUUGGAAACUCCAUUCGAUGCGAUCAUGGUUUUCAGCGAUCCAAAAGAUUGGGCCACUGAUAUCCAAGUUAUAUCUGAUUUAUUGAACAGUGAUCGUGGGUACCUUGGUACACUGAGGAAAGGUAGUAGUGAAGAACCAUCAAUUCCAAUAUAUUUCUCUAACGAUGAUUUACUAUGGGCCAAUCAUUAUCAUUUGAACAGAUUUGGACAAGGUGCAUUUAGGCUCAUCAUCAAUAGUUUAUAUUCAAAGCUGAAUGAUGAGAAAAAAUUAAACGAUACUGUCAUUGGUAAACCAUCUAAGCUGACCUACGAUUUCGCUAACAACGUGUUGGUAGAUUGGAGACAGAAAUUAAUCGAUGGGAAGACAGAUUCCACAGAACAGUUAUUACCGCGAUUGGGUGUUCCACCAAAAAAUUCGCCAUUUGAGAAAGUGUACAUGGUGGGCGACAAUCCAGCAAGUGAUAUCAUCGGAGCGUUCAAUUACGGAUGGGAGAGCUGCUUAGUAAGAACCGGUGUUUUUGCUGAUGGUGACAAAUUACCUUGCAAACCAACAAUGAUUGUCGAUAACGUAUUGGAAGCCGUUACCAAAUCCAUGGAAAGGCAUUGA